Messenger RNA from Microtus ochrogaster (prairie vole), 3152 nucleotides. RefSeq names its product VPS11, CORVET/HOPS core subunit (gene Vps11). The transcript is spliced from 16 exons. Gene Ontology annotation, molecular function: protein-macromolecule adaptor activity; protein binding. Gene Ontology annotation, cellular component: HOPS complex; endosome. The record is from RefSeq and is a predicted model, not a curated record. Bases 15 to 2840 code for a protein of 941 amino acids. Gene Ontology annotation, biological process: vesicle-mediated transport; intracellular protein transport; organelle fusion. Lineage: Eukaryota; Metazoa; Chordata; Mammalia; Rodentia; Cricetidae.
GGCCCUCGGCCAAGAUGGCGGCCUACCUGCAGUGGCGGCGAUUCGUUUUCUUCGAGAAGGAGCUGGUGAAGGAGCCGCUGGGUAAUGAUGGGGCCGCUCCCGGGGCCGCGCCGGCCUCUGGAUCGUCUGCUUCCAAGUUCCUUUGCCUCCCUCCUGGCAUCACUGUCUGUGACUCUGGCCGCGGGAGCCUGGUCUUUGGAGAUAUGGAAGGCCAGAUCUGGUUCCUGCCACGCUCCCUACAUCUUACAGGCUUCCAGGCCUAUAAACUGCGUGUGACACACCUGUACCAGCUGAAGCAGCACAAUAUUCUGGCCUCAGUUGGGGAGGAUGAAGAGGGCAUUAACCCCCUGGUAAAGAUCUGGAACCUGGAAAAGAGGGAUGGUGGCAAUCCGCUGUGCACUCGGAUCUUCCCUGCCAUCCCAGGGACAGAGCCAACUGUGGUGUCUUGUUUGACGGUUCAUGAAAAUCUCAACUUUAUGGCCAUUGGUUUCACAGAUGGCAGUGUGACUCUGAACAAGGGAGAUAUCACCCGGGACCGCCAUAGCAAGACCCAGAUCUUGCACAAGGGCAACUAUCCUGUUACUGGACUGGCCUUCCGCCAGGCGGGGAAGACCACCCACUUGUUUGUUGUGACAACUGAAAGUGUCCAGUCCUAUAUAGUUUCUGGAAAGGACUACCCCCGUGUGGAGUUGGACACCCAUGGUUGUGGUCUGCGCUGCUCCGCCCUGAGUGACCCUUCUCAAGACCUGCAGUUCAUUGUUGCGGGAGAUGAGUGUGUCUACCUCUAUCAGCCAGAUGAACGUGGGCCCUGCUUUGCCUUUGAGGGCCAUAAGCUCAUCGCUCACUGGUUCAGAGGCUACCUUGUCAUUGUCUCCCGAGACCGGAAGGUUUCUCCCAAGUCAGAGUUUACCAGCAGGGAUUCCCAGAGCUCUGACAAGCAAAUUCUCAACAUCUAUGACCUGUGCAACAAGUUCAUAGCCUACAGUGCUGUUUUUGAGGAUGUAGUGGAUGUGCUCGCUGAGUGGGGCUCCCUGUACGUGCUGACGCGGGAUGGGCGGGUCCACGCAUUGCAGGAGAAGGACACACAGACCAAACUGGAGAUGUUAUUUAAGAAGAAUUUAUUUGAGAUGGCAAUUAACUUGGCUAAGAGUCAACAUCUGGACAGUGAUGGACUAGCUCAGAUUUUCAUGCAGUAUGGAGACCAUCUCUACAGCAAGGGCAACCAUGAUGGAGCUGUUCAGCAGUAUAUCCGAACCAUUGGAAGGUUGGAGCCAUCCUAUGUGAUCCGUAAGUUCCUGGAUGCCCAGCGCAUCCACAACUUGACUGCCUACCUACAGACCCUGCAUCGGCAGUCACUGGCUAAUGCUGAUCAUACCACCCUGCUUCUGAACUGCUACACCAAGCUCAAGGACAGCUCGAAGUUGGAGGAAUUCAUCAAGACAAAGAGCGAGAGUGAAGUCCACUUUGAUGUGGAGACAGCCAUCAAGGUCCUCCGGCAGGCCGGCUACUACUCCCAUGCCCUCUAUCUGGCUGAGAACCAUGCACAUCAUGAGUGGUACUUGAAGAUCCAGCUAGAGGACAUUAAGAACUAUCAAGAAGCCCUGCAGUAUAUUGGUAAGCUGCCUUUUGAGCAGGCAGAGAGUAACAUGAAGCGCUACGGCAAGAUCCUAAUGCACCACAUACCGGAGCAGACAACCCAGUUACUGAAAGGACUGUGUACUGACUAUCGGCCCAGUCCAGAAGGCCGAGGCGAUCAGGAGGCUCCAGGCUUUCGGGCCAACUCUGAGGAGUUCAUCCCCAUCUUUGCAAACAACCCGAGAGAGCUGAAAGCGUUCCUGGAGCACAUGAGCGAAGUGCAGCCAGACUCCCCCCAGGGCAUCUAUGACACACUCUUGGAGCUGCGGCUGCAGAACUGGGCCCACGAGAAGGAUCCACAGGCCAAGGAGAAGCUUCACGCAGAGGCCAUCUCCCUGCUGAAGAGCGGCCGAUUCUGCAAUGUGUUUGACAAGGCGCUGGUCCUGUGCCAGAUGCACGACUUCCAGGAUGGGGUCCUUUACCUCUACGAGCAGGGGAAGCUGUUCCAGCAGAUCAUGCAUUACCACAUGCAGCACGAGCAGUACCGCCAGGUGAUUGCCGUGUGCGAGCGCCAUGGGGAGCAGGACCCCUCCCUGUGGGAACAGGCCCUCAGCUACUUUGCCCGCAAGGAGGAAGACUGCAAGGAGUAUGUGGCCGCUGUGCUCAAGCAUAUCGAGAACAAGAACCUCAUGCCCCCCCUUCUAGUGGUACAGACCCUGGCCCACAACUCCACAGCUACCCUGUCCAUCAUCCGAGAUUACCUGGUCCAAAAACUGCAGAAACAGAGCCAGCAGAUUGCACAAGAUGAGCUGCGGGUGAGGCGGUACAGAGAGGAGACCACUCGCAUCCGCCAGGAAAUCCAGGAACUCAAGUCGAGUCCAAAGAUCUUCCAGAAGACCAAGUGCAGCAUCUGUAACAGUGCCUUGGAGCUGCCCUCAGUCCACUUCCUGUGUGGCCACUCCUUCCACCAGCACUGCUUUGAGAGUUACUCAGAAAGCGAUGCUGACUGCCCCACCUGCCUCCCAGAGAACCGCAAGGUGAUGGAUAUGAUCCGGGCCCAGGAGCAGAAACGAGAUCUCCAUGAUCAGUUCCAGCACCAGCUCAAAUGCUCGAAUGACAGCUUCUCCGUGAUUGCUGACUACUUUGGCCGAGGGGUUUUCAACAAGUUGACUCUCCUGACAGACCCUCCUGCAGCCAGACUUACUACCAGCCUAGAGGCUGGGCUGCAGCGGGACUUGUUGAUGCACUCCAGGAGAGGGACUUAGUCAGCAGCUCCUGGGAAAGCCUGGAACUCUGGGCCCCUAAAGCACACAUGUGGCCUCAGGUGAUCUGUUGUAGCGGACAAGACCACAGUUCCAGACCCUCAGGACUCGAGACGGAAUCUGCUUUUCCUUCCUCCUUUGCCAGCCUGCUCCCCUCCUGCUGACCAGAAAUAUAGAUUAUUCCACACCAGUGAGGAAGGGCACCUCAGCAACCUCUCUGUGGACAAUAGCAGCUUUAUUCUCUGUUCAAGGGCACCAGGCUGUGCUUGGGUCCUUGUUCUCAGAGCCUAUAAAUAAAAGAGUAUAAUGACUUGA